GUAACAACAAUAAAUUAACUUUGUAUUACGCGUCUUCUUUUGGCGCACUUCUGAUUGGUCGGUAUGUUGCGCAGAAGAGGAUGCGCGCGCAUCAGAAUAAAGCCGCGUGUAGAAAACAGUCCGAAAAAUGAUGCCAACAAUACAAGAGCUGAUGGAAAUCGCGUUUCUACUUUCCUACCUUUCAUCGUCUAUUUAGUGAAAGAAAUCUUAUAAUCCAUUAUUCCAGCAGUUUAGGAAAUUCGAGGUUAACUCUACUUUAUUGCUGUAAUCUUAGUCCAUACAUAUUUAUAUAUAUACAUAUAUACAGAUCGAACCGGGUAUGUAUUACGUUUUGGCGGUUCACUAGUUGCACGCGGUAUACGCAGUGGCAGAAAGAAAGAGAGAGAGAGAGAGAGAGAGAGAGAGAGAGAGAGAGAGAGAGAAAGAGAAAGAGAGAGAGAGAGAGAAAGAGAGUAGGUGGUUAUAUUAACACGAAGACUUUAAAGUGGCGGGUGAGAAGUAUACGCAGAGUGAGGUGAAAAACGUAAAAUGGAAUUGCACACGCCGAAGCGCGAGAUGCGUCCUUUAACGGAAGCGUUGCCGUGCAGUCCACCAAUGUGCGAUAGUAUGCUUUAUCCGUGGAACUGGGGCGACGAAGCGAGAAACGUAAACCUUAGCCCGGGCAGCUCGUGCUCGUCUCCGGAAUGUAGGGAGCAUAGCGUGCUAAACACGCGAACUGGGACUAGAUCACGUUCAGGUGGCUCGGAAAGUCAUCGCCGUGGUCGACCAAGAGCCGAUGCUCUUUCCAAUCUUAUGAUGCAAGGAAGCACCUCGCCGAGCAGUAUAAAAUGUACUUAUUGCAGCCGCGUAUUUCCACGAGAGAAGAGUCUCCAAGCACACUUACGUACCCACACAGGAGAGCGACCAUACCCGUGUGAUUAUCCCGGAUGUACAAAAGCCUUUACACAAUCAGGACAGUUAAAAACUCACCAACGAUUGCACACAGGAGAGAAACCUUUUUUAUGUACAGAACCUGGCUGUGAAAUGAGAUUUACACAUGCUAAUAGACAUUGUCCGGAUCAUCCAUAUGCUACUCUCACACGAUCCGAUGAUUUUGUAUUGAAACCAGUAUCGGAGAAUACCGAAUUACCCCAUGAUGUGACUAGAUGGCUAGAGCGUUACAAAAUGUCCAGAGAAAGAGAAGAUAGAACACCUACAGGGAAAAAUGAACGUAAGAAAAAGACAUGGAAGAGUAGUUCUGAAAAUCACAAAAGAGUUAAAUCUAGAAAAGGUCUAAUGAUGGAUGCAACAGGGGAACAAGAAAAUCUAGACUGCAAACAGCCUAAUCAAAGAUUGUAUUGUGGAGAGAGUCAAGAUAGUCAAGAAGAAAGUCAAGAUGAAGAGCCAGCAGUAUUACAAACAUCUGAAGAUGAAGAGAUAUCAGCAAAGUUAGCAAUUACACCUUUAAGAAGACCAUUAGAUAGACUUCAGCCAAAGAAAAGAUGGUUACGCGAAGCUUGUUUAGAGCAGCAAUUAGCUAAACCUUUAAAUUGGGAUGUCAAACCUGUCAAUGUAUCUACAGGUACCUCAUUUAAAAUUAAUAGCAAUCAAAUGCAAUGGAGUUCACCUGUUGAUAAUUCAUCUGCCUUGUUAGAUAAUUCAUGUUUAAAUGCAUGUAAGGAAAUUGAACUUACAAAGUCAAAAGCAGAUCUUCCUUAUGCAUCUGCACAAAUAUCUUGGGAUGCUGAAAAUGAAUCUCUAGAACAAUCUGCAAAGAAAGAAUCAAAAUAUAUGUUUAAAACUUCAAAUACAUUAUCCCAAAACAUUUGGAAUUCCUCACAUCAUAUGAACGAUUUUGUGAAAAACACGAGCCAAAUAAAAACCGAUGUCAAUCAAUCUACUUCCAAGUCUUCCAAAAGUCCGAAUCACACGUAUUGGGACAAUAACUUAACAAACGAACUGCCUAUAUCUCCAUUAAAUCAGUCUAAACCAGAGAUAUAUCCAAGAAAAGAUAUAUCCAAACAAAAUACAUUUAUGAAUUCUCAUAUUAGCGAAAAUGUAACGAGACCGACUGUUUUAAUGUUAGCUGGAAGUUUUAAUAACAACAAUAAUAAUAAUAAUAAUAAAGAUACAAUUUCAGAAGUAUCUCCAAUGGAAUCCGAAACAGGAUUAAAAGUAGUCGUUGUUAAGCAGGAGGAUAAUCUUAUUAAGUUACCAAUUCCUGAAGAUAGUCAAAAAUGGUUGGGUGCUUUAGCUUUGAUGGAAUUAGCUAAAAAUCAAGAAGAUACAGAGAGAGGUAUGAGUUUUAAACAGAACAAAGAUGAAUUUUUUGUUAACACUGAGCUGAAUUAUACCCACUUGUAGACUGUGAUUAGUGGCUAUUGUAGUUUCGUAAUAUUUUUGUAUGGCAA
Frieseomelitta varia is the source of this 2390-nucleotide messenger RNA. RefSeq names its product RE1-silencing transcription factor-like. The coding region runs from base 529 to 2343 and encodes 604 amino acids. Gene Ontology annotation, molecular function: RNA polymerase II cis-regulatory region sequence-specific DNA binding; DNA-binding transcription factor activity, RNA polymerase II-specific. The record is from RefSeq and is a predicted model, not a curated record. The transcript is spliced from 2 exons. Lineage: Eukaryota; Metazoa; Arthropoda; Insecta; Hymenoptera; Apidae. Gene Ontology annotation, cellular component: nucleus. Gene Ontology annotation, biological process: regulation of transcription by RNA polymerase II; central nervous system development.